CAUGGGGAGGGCACCAGUGCUGCCACCGCAGCUGCUGUCCAGAGGAUGGGGACAGGCACAGUGUCCCCAAGCAGCCCCGUGUCCCCAACUGACCGAGAAAGUCUCCAAAACGGGGCAGGGGACCCCAGGAAAUGCCCCGUCCCUCAAAGAGUGGGGCAGAUGUCCUGGCAGAGUGGUGGGAUGCAGGGUGCAGCAGGACCUGGCCCGGGCCCACCUCAGGGCUGUUUCUGAUGGCCCUGGUGGCCGUGUGGUGACACCGCCAGGGCAGGGACAGCCUGCAGGCCGGGCAAGGAGGAGGGAAUGAAUGAUCCGUGCCACCUGCACUGCUGGGAAGGUCAGUGCCCCGCGGGAUGGGGAGCAGGGACCUGCCUCAGCCUCCCAUGGAUCUGGGCCAGGAGAGGACAGCUCUCGGCCCCUCAGGCUGGACACGGGGGGUGCAGGACACGGUGGCCACGGUGGCAGAUGCCAGGCCGGGCACAGCCCCAGGGCUCCCCUGGCUCCCCCUCCUGCCAUCCCUCCGGGGCACAGCUCAGAGCAGGAGAGAGGAGGGUGAAAAGAGAGCAGCGGCAUCUGCUCACUCCAGCUCCAUCCCCAGCGGGGACAGGCCGUGCACAGCUCCCCACGCCACCUCGGACUCCGGGACCCCCCAAAAAACCCAGGGCUGGGGUCACACAGCCCCCCACUCCCACGGCGAGGGACCUUCCUGCUCCUCCUGGCUCCUUGGAGGCGGCACAAACUUCUCCUGCCCCCAGUCCCCUCCAGAGCCCCCUGGCACAGUUCUGGGGGUUCCCCAGGACCCCUCAUUUCGGGGCUGGCUCUGCACUAGAGUAGGGGCUUGGCUGUCGCCGAGACUCCGGGGACUUCAGGGACUUCCCGGCGGCUUCUCCUCCCUCCACUCCUCCCUCUCCAUCACCCCAUCCGCCAGCGCUCAUCACCAUCGGGGGGGAAGGGGCUGCGCCGGGGCCGGAGCGGCCGCGGGGUGACCCCCGGAGCCCCCCGAGCCCCCGGGGAGCCCCCAGCACCCCUUCCCCGGGCUCCACCUCACCACCAUGCUUUUUUCCUCUUGUUUCUUCUCUUGCAGGUUUCACAUGGGGAACCUUCUAAAAGUGUUGACUUAUAACGAACUUGACCAAGGCCCUAAUUUUUUCCUUGACUUUGAAAAUGCGCAGCCCACCGAGGCGGAGACGGCGGUGUGGAACCAGGUGAACGCCGUGCUGGAGGAGGCUCAGACCGUGCUGGCCGAGCUGCAGUCCUACACGGGCGCCGGGCAGGAGAUCCGAGAGGCCAUCCAAAACCCCGCGGACCUGCGGCUGCAGGAGCGCGCCUGGAGCGCUGUGUGCCCCCUGGUCGCCAAGCUGAAACGCUUCUACGAGUUCUCCCUGCGGCUGGAGAACGCCCUGCGGAGCCUGCUGGAGGCCCUCACCAGCCCCCCCUACGCCCCCACCCAGCACCUGGAGCGGGAGCAAGCCCUGGCCAAGCAGUUCGCCGAGAUCCUGCACUUCACCCUCAGCUUCGAUGAGCUCAAGAUGACCAACCCUGCCAUCCAGAACGACUUCAGCUACUACAGACGGACCAUCAGCCGGAAUCGCAUCAACAACCUGCAGCUGGAUGCAGAGAGCGAGGUGAACAACGAGAUGGCCAACAGGAUGUCCCUGUUCUACGCCGAGGCCACCCCCAUGCUGAAAACACUCAGCAAUGCCACCACCAAGUUCGUUUCGGAGAACAAGACCCUCCCGAUCGAGGACACGACCGACUGCCUGAGCACCAUGGCCUGCGUGUGCAGGGUGAUGCUGGAGACCCCGGAGUACCGGAGCCGCUUCACCAACACCGAGACCCUGCUCUUCUGCAUGAGGGUGAUGGUCGGCGUCAUCAUCCUCUACGACCACGUCCACCCCGUGGGGGCCUUCGCCAAGACCUCCAAGAUCGAUAUGAAAGGCUGCAUCAAAGUCUUGAAAGACCAACCCUCAACCAGCACCGAGGGGCUCCUGAACGCUCUGAGGUACACCACUCGGCACCUCCACGAUGACACCACGUCCAAACAGAUCCGGGCCCUGCUGCAGUGAGCGCGGGGCGGCCGCCGCAGCCGCACGUCACCGUGUCACCGUGUCACCGACGCCCAUGACCAUACAGCUCAUUUUGUACCGAGGGAAAAGGGACAGCGAGGAACACGCAGAAAUGUUGAAAGCAAAUCCCCCGCCACGAGCUCCUGCCCCCCCUUCCCACUCCCAAAUCAGCGCCCGCUCCUGGACACGGGGUGUGGGUGGCACCGUGGGGACACCGCGCCGGGGGGAUGGGGCCGGGCAGGAGAGACCCGGGCAAGGGAAGUGCUGGUGGGGCUGGCAGCAGGGUGCCCGUGGCACGGGGGCACCUUGGGGAGCGGGCAGGUGGUGCCCCUGGUCCCCAUCCUGCUCCCCAAGCAGAGGAGGAGGGAGAGGAGGAGGAGGAGGAGGAGAAGGAUGAAGUAUCCCUGUGGAUCUGCACUGACUCUGGAGGAAACGGCUCAGUCUCACCUGGUAGAUUUUUAAUAUGAGAAAUUAAAUCCACACUCACCUCUU
Messenger RNA from Taeniopygia guttata (zebra finch), 2555 nucleotides. RefSeq names its product CYFIP-related Rac1 interactor A-like. The record is from RefSeq and is a predicted model, not a curated record. Gene Ontology annotation, molecular function: small GTPase binding. Gene Ontology annotation, biological process: regulation of actin filament polymerization. NCBI's taxonomy places the organism in Eukaryota, Metazoa, Chordata, Aves, Passeriformes, Estrildidae.